AUGGGAAUAUGGGCUAGCCGCACCUGGCGUCGAUUCUUCGCAAGCGACCAAGAUUGCAAGAUUGUCAUCGUUGGAUUGAACAAUGCUGGCAAGACCACAAUUCUGUACAAUCUUCAUCUUGGCCAGGUGGUUUUGACACAACCAACCAUUGGAAGCAACGUAGAAGAAGUGAAGCACGAGAACUUGACUUUUCAGGUUUGGGAUCUUGGUGGGCAGGAGAGCCUGCGAGCAAACUGGUCCACAUAUUUCGAGGAGGCUGAUGCCAUCAUAUUCGUGGUGGACAGUAACGACCAGGACAAUAUGGUCCUGGCAAAAAUGGAGCUGUUCAAUGUCGUUCUGCAUGAGGACUUGAAACAUGCUUGUCUUCUCGUUCUUGCCAACAAGCAGGACAUCCAGGGCAGCCGCAAUGCCGGACAGAUUGCUCAAGACCUCUCGCUGCACAAGAUCCUAACCCACGAGUGGCAGAUUCAAAGUUGCUGUGCUUUGACGGGAGAAGGCCUUCGUGAGGGUAUGAGUUGGAUUGCGGGCAGGAUCCGGGCACGGCGGAAAGGAGAGGUUUCCGCACCACGCGCGCAGCAAACAGUGAGCUAG
Molecule: messenger RNA, 591 nt
Organism: Symbiodinium natans
Lineage: Eukaryota; Dinophyceae; Suessiales; Symbiodiniaceae
Source: the annotation of a GenBank genome assembly